CUAAACUAAAUACACACUCAACUGCCUCAAGCAAUCACCAAUUCACCAUAUCCACAAAGCAGUUCACUUAUAAAACACACAACCUUCUUGUAAUCCACAUCCGUCACGGCAUUACCCACUUUCUCAUUCCUCGUUUCUCAUCGCUGAUCACUUGGCUUUUGUCUCGAGAUGAGUUUCGGAACAGAGAAGGAUUAUGAGUUUCUAGGGAAGAUUGGUUUGGCUCCGGAGAAUCCAGGUGGGUUCAUAAAUGGGAAGUGGAAGGCAACUGGCCCAGUUAUCUCUACUUUCAAUCCUGCAGACAAUCAGGAAAUUGCUAAGGUCACCGAGGUAUCUAUAGAUGACUAUGAGGAGGGGAUUCGUGCUUGUAGUGAAGCAUCCAAGACAUGGAAGAGUCUUCCAGCGCCAAAGAGAGGUGAGAUUGUUAGACAGAUAGGAGAUGCAUUAAGGGCCAAAUUGGACUAUCUGGGCAGGCUUGUGUCCCUCGAGAUGGGAAAGAUAUUGGCUGAGGGAAUUGGGGAAGUUCAGGAAGUGAUUGAUAUGUGUGAUUUCUGUGUUGGAUUGAGCCGUCAACUGAAUGGAUCUAUCAUACCCUCAGAACGUCCAAACCAUAUGAUGUUUGAGGUUUGGAAUUCAUUGGGAAUAGUUGGUGUCAUCACUGCUUUCAAUUUCCCUUGUGCUGUUCUUGGAUGGAAUGCAUGCGUUGCGCUUGUCUGUGGUAACUGUGUUGUCUGGAAGGGUGCACCAACAACUCCCUUGGUAACUAUUGCUGUGACAAAGCUAAUUGCUGAGGUUCUUGAGAAAAAUAACUUGCCCGGGGCUAUAUUUACCGCUUUCUGUGGGGGAGCUGAAGUUGGUGAGGCAAUAGCAAAAGACAAAAGAAUACCCCUGGUUUCAUUCACUGGAAGUUCAAAGGUGGGUCAGCAUGUGCAACGAAUCGUCAGUGAUAGGUUUGGUAAAUGCUUGCUUGAAUUAAGUGGGAACAACGCCAUAAUUGUUAUGGAUGAUGCUGACAUCGAGUUGGCAGUGCGUUCUAUAUUUUUUGCAGCCGUUGGUACUGCUGGUCAGCGCUGCACAUCGUGCCGCAGAUUGUUUCUUCAUGAAAGCAUAUAUCAGAUUGUAUUAGAUAAGCUAGUUGGGCUUUACAAGCAAGUCAAGAUUGGUAACCCUUUGGAGAAAGGAACUCUAGUUGGGCCACUACAUACUCAUCAUUCAAAGGAGAAUUUUGAGAAGGGGAUUGGGGCUAUUAAAUCUCAGGGGGGAAAGAUUACUGUUGGUGGAUCAACUGUAGAGUCAGAAGGCAAUUAUGUGCAGCCAACAAUUGUUGAGAUUUCUCCAACUGCAGCUGUGGUGAGAGAAGAAUUGUUUGGUCCAGUUCUUUAUGUUAUGAAAUUCAAGUCUCUUGAUGAAGCAAUUGAACUGAACAACUCUGUAUCACAAGGAUUAAGUAGCUCAAUCUUCACAAGAAAGCCAGAAAUUCUCUUUAAAUGGAUUGGGCCACAUGGCAGUGAUUGUGGUAUAGUGAAUGUAAACAUUCCUACUAAUGGCGCUGAGAUUGGCGGUGCCUUUGGUGGAGAGAAGGCAACUGGUGGCGGCCGAGAAGCGGGGAGUGACUCGUGGAAGCAAUACAUGAAACGCGCAACAUGUACAAUCAACUAUGGGAGCGAACUACCGCUUGCUCAGGGCAUCAAUUUCGGCUGAUAAACCAGUCUUCCCAUUGAGGUGUGGUAUAGUCUCUAACUUUCCGCCAUGACAUAUCAAGAAAGUACAUUCUGCAGUAGCUGCUCUCAAGGUUACGAUUCCCCUACCAGCUUGAAUAUGUUCAAUGAAAGCCUGAACUGAUAUGUAUGAGUUUUUUCGAUAGGAAACUCAUAUGUAUGAGUUGGUACAUGACUAAUGUUUACAUUUCUAACCUUCAAAAAAUAAAUGCAGAAUGUUUAGAAAUAGUAUCCUCUUCUGUCAUUUGAGCUACUCAUUUGCUUUUCUAAAACUUCAUUUGGGAUCUGA
Messenger RNA from Argentina anserina (silverweed cinquefoil), 2004 nucleotides. Its product is annotated as aldehyde dehydrogenase family 7 member A1. The coding region runs from base 169 to 1698 and encodes 509 amino acids. Gene Ontology annotation, molecular function: aldehyde dehydrogenase (NAD+) activity. The record is from RefSeq and is a predicted model, not a curated record. The transcript is spliced from 15 exons. NCBI's taxonomy places the organism in Eukaryota, Viridiplantae, Streptophyta, Magnoliopsida, Rosales, Rosaceae.